CCACAGGAUCUCUUUCAAGAAGGAUUGGGCUGGCAUAAURUAACAUUCUGGUACUCAUGGGUGAAAGUGAGUGAAAGGCCUGAAGAAAAUCUGUCUUAGGAUGUUUCCUUUGGGUUUGUGAAGACUUCAGGAAAUYCAGUCCUGGUGAAUCCAAGGAAAAGUAUGGAAAGACUGUAGAUUGCACACUGUGCUAUAAUGUGCACCAAUSCAUUGGGUCUGGUACCCAACACCUGACUUCAGCAUUUCAGGACUGAUUGUUGAAGGGAAAACCUGAAUGGYCUGGAGAAAUAAAUGAAAAUGGACAUCUGUAGUUGAAGAAGGCUUAAUUUGCAAAUCUGGCAGAAAUUAUGUUUACAGAGGGAAUCCAGAAGUACUGUUUUAUAUCUUAGGUACUUUACUAAUAAAGUGUCCCUUGUAAAUACACAAAASAUGACAGACAGCUAUUAGAGAGAAAAGGAAAAUACUCUUGAGGGUAGCUUUGUCCCAAGCAWAGAGGCAUCAGCUGAAUGCCCAGAUGUUUCUUUUCUGUCUCUUACUCCUCAGUAUUGAUUUAUGCAGCUUUGCAGAAGAUUAGGUCAGAAAGGAGGUGUGAAAAAAAGAUAAUAAAGAAUGACUUAAUUUUCUUCAAGAUUAAAACCACCURAAUUCCCAUUGCUUAUAGUACUGUUUUCAUUGUCAUACACCAAACUCAUGUCUGGAUGACAUUUUGCUUUAACAAUUAUGUAAUUGAUGUGAUGUGAUGGAAAAUGUUGCUUAGGAGAGUACCUCAUCUACUGUUUCAGCUGAAGUUUCCAACAAGUUAAUAUUUCUUCAGUGUUGGACCGAAGUAGGAAAUGUUCUAUUUUAACAAAAAAAGUGAACUUCUUUCUUCAUCAUCCCAGAAAGAUUACACUGGAAGGUGAAGUUGGAGGAUGACUCAGUACAACCAUUCAGCACAGUUCUCUCUCCAGAGCUCCACAAACAAAUCAUUAAAUUUCACUGAAACACCACUGUCUUGGGAUGAAAGAACACUCUUAGGGCUGAAGAUUUCCCUGUCGRUCUUUCUGUCUCUUAUAACUUUGGCCACAAUCCUUGCAAAUGUUUUUGUUGUUGUUACAAUUUUUCUGACUAGAAAGCUCCACACACCUGCAAAUUACCUCAUAGGCUCCUUGGCAGUGACUGAUCUCUUGGUGUCUGUGCUGGUAAUGCCUGUCAGCAUUGCUUACACUGUCACCCAUACGUGGGCUUUUGGCCAAGUGCUGUGUGAUAUCUGGUUGUCAUCAGACAUCACGUGCUGCACAGCUUCCAUCCUUCACCUCUGUGUGAUAGCACUGGACAGGUACUGGGCUAUCACAGACGCUUUGGAAUACACCAAACGCCGGACUGCUGGCCGAGCAGCCCUCAUGAUUGCUGUGGUCUGGAUGAUAUCUAUCAGUAUCUCUGUGCCACCGUUUUUCUGGAGGCAAGUGAAAGCCCAUGAAGAAAUUGCGAAGUGUACAGUGAACACAGAUCAAAUUUCCUAUACAAUUUAUUCUACUUGUGGAGCUUUCUACAUCCCAACCGUGCUCCUAUUGAUAUUGUAUGGUAGAAUUUAUGCAGCAGCUCGAUCCAGGAUUCUGAAUUCACCCUCAUUAUAUGGGAAACGUUUUACUACUGCACACCUGAUCACUGGUUCUGCAGGGUCCUCCCUCUGCUCCAUUAAUGCUAGCCUCCAUGAAGGGCAUUCCCAUACAGGUGCAUCCCCAAUAUUUAUCAGUCACGUUAAAAUAAAACUUGCAGGUAGUAUGCUGGAAAGGAAAAGAAUUUCUGCUGCAAGAGAAAGGAAAGCUACCAAAACUUUAGGAAUUAUUCUGGGAGCUUUUAUUUUCUGCUGGCUGCCUUUUUUUGUCACAUCCCUAGUCCUACCAAUCUGCCAAGAUGCUUGUUGGUUUCCUCCCAUACUACUGGACUUUUUUACCUGGUUGGGUUACCUAAACUCAUUAAUCAAUCCAGUCAUUUAUACAGCUUUUAAUGAAGAAUUUAAACAGGCUUUCCAAAAACUAAUACUUUUCAAAAAGUGUUCAUCUUGAGACUCUCCUCUUGUGUAAGUGAUCCUUGUGAAACCUCACAGCCUACCUGAAAAUUUCCAUGCUUUUAUUCCUAAGGAAUGGAGUGAUAUUUGCCAUCUCUGCUGCUACCAUGUUCUGUGCAUGUAACUGGGAAUUUCUUGCCAAUUUGAUACUUUCUGUCUGGGAUUGUACAUUCUGUAACAGAACCCAUCCAUGGUCUCUGCUGUGAUCAUACCUGUAUAUAAGAUCAACAACACAUGAAAGAAGCUUUGCUACGAGAGAAGGCGUGUGAACCAGGAAGCUGGUCUUGUGUUAUUAUCCAAUUCUACCAUGUUUUGUAACCUGACGGGAGGAAAUUGUGUGUGUAUUUACAAGACRUUAGUAUUUCUGUUGUGUAUUAUUAACCAUUUAUGUAGGCUGAGAAAGUUUCUAGAGAGCAGGAUCUGAUACUUACAUUUUCUAUGGCAUGUAUCUAACCCAUGUGAAGCUGAUAAAACCUGUAACUUUUUCAGAAGAUGUGUGACACAACCUGACUAUAAUCAGCAGCAGGGCAGAGAGGCAUAGGACAGAUGUAAGUUAUGUGGAUAUUUCACAAAGGCUGCAUUUGAAGCUAUGCUUUUGGUGAACUGUAGAAAGAUGACARUUUAUUUGUAUUAAUUAUUACAUAUUUUAUCAUGAAUAGAAUAGUCAGUGCAGAAAUACUACAAAAUAAAUAGCAUGAAAAUUAUUG
Messenger RNA from Malurus melanocephalus (red-backed fairy wren), 2757 nucleotides. RefSeq names its product 5-hydroxytryptamine receptor 1D (gene HTR1D). Gene Ontology annotation, molecular function: G protein-coupled serotonin receptor activity; neurotransmitter receptor activity. The coding region runs from base 912 to 2048 and encodes 378 amino acids. Gene Ontology annotation, biological process: regulation of locomotion; vasoconstriction; chemical synaptic transmission. The transcript has a single exon. NCBI's taxonomy places the organism in Eukaryota, Metazoa, Chordata, Aves, Passeriformes, Maluridae. Gene Ontology annotation, cellular component: plasma membrane; dendrite. The record is from RefSeq and is a predicted model, not a curated record.